GUUGUCGGAAUAAUUAGAAUAUGUGUUAAAAGUGCUAAAAAUCUCAAAAAAAAAGAUAGUCGGUUUACCUUUUCUAAUCCUGAUCCGUACGUCCGCAUUAUGGAUGCUUCUAGAAUUGAAGUAGAUCGCACUUGUGUUUACCAUGGAACUGUUAAUCCAAAAUGGGAAGAAGUUCAUUUCGCUUCUGUUCAUAGUUUAGGCGAAAAAAUUUCGUUUGAAAUCUUUGACGAAAAUCUUUUUGUAUCAGACGAACAUCUCGGUACCUAUGUCUUGGAUACUAAUACUUUAAUGAAUUAUGACGAUCAUUCUAAACCUAUUAGUGAUUGGUACCCACUUCAAAUUGGUAAAAAGCCAGUUGAAGGACAUUUGAACUUGGAAAUUCAAUUUAUCUCCACCGUAUUUACCGAGGGUGCGGACUUUGUUUUUACUAUAGAAUCAAUUAAACUUCAUCAAGUAUAUAUACUUAUUAGCUGGCGCAAAGAGAAUGGUUUCUUUGAAUUUUCUGAUAAAUUGGCGCGUUUUUUUAAUUAUAAAUCAGUCGAUAAAUUGAAAGAAAGCUUUCUUAAGCACGUAUUUUCAGACAAAGAACUUUCAAAAUAUAAUUUGUCUAUAUUAUCUACAGUUCUUACGAUUAUGUACUUCAAGGUUUUGUGCUGGAAACACUAUAAUGAAUGGAAUCGAAUUAUUGCGAACAGUGAAGCGCUGCUUAGCAAAGAAAUUAACAAUAUCGAAGCCGAGGAUCGUUUAUAUGAUUUAUGUAAAAACUUCAUUAUUGAGCGUUUUAAAGUUAAAAAUCUUGAAAAAGAACAAUUGGAAAUAAUCACACCUGUCAAACAAGCCAUCAUUACACGAAAGAAUAUCAAUAUCCGUUAUAUUCGUACACUUAUUGGUCAUCAAGAUGAAGAUGGCUGUGUUGCUUUAAAUGAAAAGGUCGCUAAUUACUAUGGCUUUGAAAGUGUUGAUGAAUUUGUGAGAUUUCUGCGAAAAUACUUUAAGACAGAGCGUGUCACUAAGCUUCAUCAUGACGUUUGGGUAACUGCAUGCACUAUUUGGUACCUACGAUUAGUUGCUGUUGAUCAUCGACAGGAAUGGAUCGAUAAUUAUGAAAGGUCAUCCCAAUGGUUAGCAAAACAAUAUAAUGGAGAUGAUGCUCUCGAGAACGAAAUCAUGGAAU
Molecule: messenger RNA, 1174 nt
Organism: Racocetra persica
Lineage: Eukaryota; Fungi; Glomeromycota; Glomeromycetes; Diversisporales; Gigasporaceae
Source: the annotation of a GenBank genome assembly